GUUAUUCAUUCGUCAACCUGGGAAAUCAGAAAAUACAUAAACAAAAUUAAUUUUUUUUAAAGAAAAAUAACAGUAAGGAGAGAAGGAAACGAGUUGAAGCAUUCAGUGUGUUCGAUCAUUUUUUUUAUUUCUUGAAUUUCGAUUUAUUUGUUUGAUUUCGAUGUAGCCUUGCAAAAGCCCAAAUCAGACGCAAGAAAGAACGAAAGAAACAGUUCGUUUUUUAUUAGAUUGCUGUUGGUUUUGGAGGGGCAAUCAAAAUUUGGAUGAAUUGCAGCAGAUGAUGAUUUGUUGUUGCUCUCUGAAUCUGAGAGAUGCGAUUCAAGCUUGUCUUCAUGAUUGUGAUAAGCUUCUGUAUGUGGCAGUCAUCCUCAUUUACAUCCAAAUUGGGUGCGCCUUGACCGGAUCCCUCGGCGCAUUGUACAACGGUGUGUUGUUGGCCAAUUUGGGCAUAGCCUUUUUCGCUUUGGUCGCAAUCGAGAGUGGCAGUCAAAGCUUAGGCCGAGCUUACGCCGUUUUGCUCUUUUGCGCCAUUUUGCUCGACAUUUCAUGGUUCGUCCUCUUCGCCCACGAUAUUUGGAACAUGUCGAAAGAGAGCAACGGCGAUGGGGAAGGAGAAGGGGAGAGUCGCGGAAUGUUGUUCAUUUUCUCGGUAAGAUUAACGCUUGCGAUGGAGAUAGUGGGGUGUUUCGUGAGACUAUGGUUUUCUCUCUUGUGGUUUCAAAUAUAUAGGUUUGGGGUUUCGUAUGUAAGCGGUGGUGCCGAUAUAAGAGACCCUGAUUUUGAUUUGAGAAAUGGAUUUUUAACCCCUUCAACUCCCUCAAAUGCCUUACUUAGACAGUGCCCUCAAAAUGAAUCCGAUGAAGCUUUAGGAGGCGCCAUUUAUGAUCCUCCUUAUUACUCUUCUCUCUUUGAGGAUCGUCAGCAACACAAUAGAAUUUUUCUUCUGGAUCAUGAUGGAAUUGGUGGAAGUGGAUCUGCUCCUGAUGCUGAAACUUCUCUCCUAAAGCCAUCACCUGUUACGACUAUUCAGGUUAUCGAUGUAAGCAUCUAUCCGUUCUUUUCCUUCGACUUUCCGAUUUACACUUUUUUUUUUCCUUUUAGCAAUAGGUCCAGUAGCUCUUACAGACUGCUCAAUUAAGAAAUAAGUCACUCUGACUUUUAUGUGGAUUUUGAUUUUGAUUUUGAUUUAUAUAGUAAUAUAAUAUGGGGGUCAUUUAGUUGUUUGGCUAAUGUUU
Messenger RNA from Hibiscus syriacus, 1235 nucleotides. RefSeq lists its product as uncharacterized. The transcript has 3 exons. Lineage: Eukaryota; Viridiplantae; Streptophyta; Magnoliopsida; Malvales; Malvaceae. Bases 278 to 1138 code for a protein of 286 amino acids. The record is from RefSeq and is a predicted model, not a curated record.